Mycena citricolor is the source of this 311-nucleotide messenger RNA. Lineage: Eukaryota; Fungi; Basidiomycota; Agaricomycetes; Agaricales; Mycenaceae. The record is from the annotation of a GenBank genome assembly.
GCAAUAGCGUUGAUCUCGACCUCUUUGAGGGUGCUGCUGCUGCCACCGCUCUUGACCUGCGACCCAACUUCGAAGAGCGCGGCCGAAGCUCGAGCGUUGACGUCCGAAAGCUGUGCCUGUGGUUUUUUGGCGCCCCAGGGCGGAGCGAAGGACGGAGCUGAGUUCCAGUGCGUAUCGAUGCCGCAGGUCGAUACCGAUUACAUUGGGGCCGGGUGGCGCGAUGCACAUGCAAGGAGGGUGUGACCCCGUCACAUGCAAGUGACAUGGAUAUGUUGGACGCUCGAUUCCGAGCAUACUUGAAUUCACUCAAA